This is a messenger RNA of Mandrillus leucophaeus (drill), 1550 nucleotides long. RefSeq names its product lactate dehydrogenase A-like 6A (gene LDHAL6A). Gene Ontology annotation, cellular component: cytoplasm. The transcript is spliced from 8 exons. Gene Ontology annotation, molecular function: L-lactate dehydrogenase (NAD+) activity. Gene Ontology annotation, biological process: carboxylic acid metabolic process. The record is from RefSeq and is a predicted model, not a curated record. Bases 151 to 1149 code for a protein of 332 amino acids. Lineage: Eukaryota; Metazoa; Chordata; Mammalia; Primates; Cercopithecidae.
UGCGAUGCCUGCACGAGCUGGGUGCGGUCCGCGCAGCUGCAGUAAGGAGGUGACCCGGCGUCUAUUAGUUGGUGGUUCAUCUCCUUCGUGCCUCGAGGAGCUGUAACGCCGCUUUCCUCCAUUCUCUUUCUUCACUCUUGAGUUUCCAAGAUGGCAACUGUCAAGAGUGAACUUAUUAAGAAUUUCGCGAAAGAGGAGGCCAUUCAUCACAAUAAGAUCUCCAUUGUAGGAACUGGAUCGGUUGGUGUGGCCUGUGCUAUCAGCAUCUUAUUAAAAGGUUUGAGUGAUGAACUUGUCCUUGUGGAUGCUGAUGAAGGCAAACUGAAGGGUGAGACAAUGGAUCUUCAACAUGGCAGCCCUUUUAUGAAAAUGCCAAAUAUUGUCUCCAGCAAAGAUUACUUGGUCACUGCAAACUCCAAUCUAGUGAUUAUCACAGCAGGUGCACGCCAGAAAAAAGGAGAAACACGCCUUGAUUUAGUCCAGCGAAAUGUGUCCAUCUUUAAAUUAAUGAUUCCCAAUAUUACCCAAUAUAGCCCUCACUGCAAACUGCUUAUUGUUACUAAUCCAGUGGAUAUCUUAACUUAUGUAGCCUGGAAGUUGAGCGCAUUUCCCAAAAACCGUGUUAUUGGAAGUGGUUGUAAUCUGGACUCUGCUCGUUUUCGUUACUUUAUUGGGCAAAGGCUUGGCAUCCACUCUGAAAGCUGUCAUGGGCUGAUCCUUGGAGAGCAUGGCGACUCAAGUGUUCCUGUGUGGAGUGGUGUGAACAUUGCUGGUGUCCCUCUGAAGGAUCUGAACCCAGAUAUAGGAACUGAUAAAGAUCCUGAGCGGUGGGAAAAUGUCCACAAAAAAGUGAUUUCCAGUGGCUAUGAGAUGGUCAAAAUGAAAGGUUAUACUUCUUGGGGCAUUAGCCUAUCUGUAGCUGAUUUAACAGAAAGUAUUUUGAAGAAUCUCAGGAGAGUGCAUCCAGUUUCUACCCUAAGUAAGGGCCUCUAUGGAAUAAAUGAAGAAAUAUUCCUUAGUGUCCCAUGUAUCCUGGGAGAGAAUGGCAUCACAGACCUCAUAAAAGUGAAACUGACCCUUGAAGAGGAGGCCUGCUUGCAAAAGAGUGCAGAAACACUCUGGGAAAUUCAGAAGGAACUCAAGUUUUAAAGUUGCUUAAAGUUACCAUUCUAUAGAUUGAAGAUGAAAUAGUAGUUAUGGAAUUGUAUAUGUCAAACUUUAAAAUAAAUUUGAAUUUCUGAAAGUUGGAAAAAUAGAGGAAAGAGUGACCUAUUUAGUGUAGCCUUCCAGCUUUUUUUUUUUUUGGGUGGGUCUCAUUCUGUUACCCAAGCUGGAAUGCAGUGGCACCAUCACGGCUCACUGCAACCUUGACCUCCCGAACUCAGGUGAGCCUCCCACUUCAGCCUUCAGAGUAGGUGGGACCACAUGUGUGUGCCUCCAUGCCUGGCUAAUUUUUGUAUUUUUUUGUAGAGAUGGGGUUUUGAACUCCCAAAGUGCUGUGAUUACAGGGGCGAGCCACUGUGCUUGGCCUUAGCUUUGAUUUAGUAUCC